This is a messenger RNA of Centropristis striata (black sea bass), 2502 nucleotides long. RefSeq names its product armadillo repeat containing 10 (gene armc10). The record is from RefSeq and is a predicted model, not a curated record. Gene Ontology annotation, cellular component: mitochondrion. Gene Ontology annotation, molecular function: protein binding. Lineage: Eukaryota; Metazoa; Chordata; Actinopteri; Perciformes; Serranidae. Bases 303 to 1343 code for a protein of 346 amino acids. The transcript is spliced from 6 exons.
UAUACUACUUAUCCUUUUGUCAGCCCAACCUGGCAACAUCAGCUGCCCGGAACAGCGGAUCAGAAACAUUGUUGACAACUGUAGCUCGGCAGCAAACUUCUCCCGUUUCCAGAACAAUGACUCUGUCAACACUAGUCUGGGCGGGUUUUGAGGUGGUGUCGAUGGGUUGUCGCCUGCGCUAGCUAACUACGGAGCCAGGGUGGUUAGCUGGUGCGUCAACGGAUUUGACUCGCAGCGUUUCAGAGCAUUUGUAGCUUAACAUUAGCUGGCUAACAGAGCUUAGCUAAAGACGCAGCAGCAGCAUGGGCGAUGGCAGUAUCACUCCCAGGCUCGGCAACAUGAAAGCCUUGCUUGGUAUAGUUGCCGGGGCUGGAGCUUCCUAUGGGUUAUACAAACUAAUCAGCGGGGGGAGCAUCAAGAGAAACAAGAAAAGUGCUGCGACUGAAAGUGCUGGUGUCAGGAGCAGUCAGCCCUGUGAAGUUACCCUUAAGCCGGGCAGCCUGCUGGCCAGAGUGUCUGGACUGGAUGUGGUGUGUCCCCGACCUGUGGAUGUUGCAUCAGAGGACAUCAUCCACCAGUCCCCUGGCAAUUUGGAUCCACAGCACUUAAAAAUGCUGCUCACAUGUCUACAGACCAGCAAUAAUCCACCCGACAGAUGUAGGAUCCUACUGACUUUAGGAAAUUCAGCUGCCUUUACUGUGAAUCAGAAUCUAAUAAGGGAUUUUGGAGGGAUUCAGAUCAUAGCUGGUUUCCUUUCGGAUCCUGUGGCAGAGGUUAGAGUGCAGACUCUGAAUGCUUUAAAUAAUCUGUGCAUGAACAUCCAAAACCAGGAACAAAUAAAGGUUUAUGUUCCACAAGUGCUGGAGCUGAUUGAGAUGUCACCAGUGAAUUCUGACCUUCAGCUUGGUGCUCUCAGGCUGCUGACAAACCUUUCAGUCACAGAUAAAUAUCAACACUUGCUGAAGGAGUCGAUUACACUUUUACUUUCUCUACUUGUUGUGAGCAACGAAGCAUUACAGGUUCAAGCUUUGAAGGUUCUUGUGAAUUUGUCAUCCAAUCCAGAUAUGAUGGAUGACAUUGUUCAAGCUCAGGCACCAGCUUCUGUUGUGCUGCUGUUUGACGCACGGACAGCCCCUGCGGUGCUUCUGCGACUGCUAACAUUCGCAGGGAACUUAAAGGCCUGGAGGGCCUCUGCCCAGGUGGCUGAUGAACUGAGGCGGAAGCAGGAUUGCCUUUUCCGGGUCAUGUUAGAUGAGUCUUCCCAGCUCCACAGCAGACUGGUCCAACUGCUUUCACACCCUGAUGGGGAGAUUCAGUCCCAGGUGUCUCGCAUCUUGACAUAGACCUCCGUCUUUGAACUCUUGAUUCAUGCACAGCUUUUGCUUGCACACAUUUUUCCAAAGCUAUCAACCCAUCACCCUUUCAGUUGAAUUAUAAAUCUGUGUAGCCACAGGCAGAUACUCGGCUUACACUCCCACACUCUCUGUAUCAACAACGUUCCCUUGAUCGAUGUUAUUACCACACAUAAGUAAAUGAUCUCUUCCAGCUCACCAGCCACUCUUCCCUGGUUUCCACUUUCUUACACUACAAUUAAUUGAUGAGCAACAUGCGAGCAAGAAGCAGGAAGAAAGUAUUCAUUCAGUAAAGUGUUAAAACAGGCCACCACUCCCUGUUUACUUCCUGCCACCAAGAGUUUUCUUCUCGUUGCCAGAGACUAUUUUCCUUCAAAGAUCCACAGUGCCCUUCCUUCUGAGAAUGUCACCUACUUUCUCUGAAGACAUGUUCCAGGUGAAAUUUCUGAACCCAAACCUACUGCCAAACAUUUUCUAGAGAAUGUGUCAGGAUAACCUGUGCAGCACGACCCAGUCUAUUUCCCUUCUGUGACUCACUUGGAUGGAGAGCUGAAAAAAUUUCUCACUGCACACCUUAGCAUGCCUUGGAGACACAAAUGAAUGGAUGCACUUCAGCUCCAGUCCUUGGUGAAUUGUCAACAUGUUGGAUUCAAAGAUUGUGCUCUUUGAGAUAUUUUAUUUGUGUAUUUAAUUCAAGAAUUAGUGCAUCAUAACUUCAGAAGAGCCAAAGGGAGGUCAAUCGACAUUCUGGUUGUCCUCACAUUCAGUUUUUCAUCGUAAUGAGAAGAGUAAGUUGGGUCUGGUAAGGAUACACGCUGGGUAAACUUUGACUUUAAGGGUGCACCAACCACAGCUGCGUGGAUAAAACUUCAGGGUUGAUCCUUGACAUACAUACCUGCGUGGUUGCAUCCCUCAGAAACACCUGCAAAUCCUCCAGAGAGUAGCUGGAGGAAGUUCCACAGGAAAAGGAUGUCUGAACUGCUGUGAUUGUUGUAGCUGCCACAAAUAUCGUGCAGAUAUGCAGCUUGAAAAAGAAUAGAGGAAGACGUGACCUUUGACAAAGCAGUCUGCAAUAAUGAAAAUGUUUUGUUGUCAAAAUCAUGCUCACAAUGUUAUUGACUUACAACAGAGGAUUGCAUGUUAAAUACAA